AUGGAGCCUGGACUUGUACCAGAACGCAUACCCUUGGCACAGCAGCCUGUCAAGUCUGCUGUAAAGCGAGUCUUGCCCCCGUCCACAACGGAAUCCCUUCUACCGUUGCUCGAGGGUGAGAAGGAGGCGCGCGCCUAUGAGGAUGAAGAGAAUAGGAAGCGAGCCAAGCGCGAGGUCUAUCUCCAGUGGGACGACUUGGAUGCAGACGACGUGCAUGAUCCUUUGAUGGUGUCGGAAUAUGCCGUGCAGAUUUUUGAUUACAUGCAGGAGCUGGAGGUGCUAACUAUGCCUGAUCCGCGAUACAUGGAUUCUCAAAAGGAAUUGGCCUGGAAAAUGCGAGGGGUGUUGAUUGACUGGCUCGCAGAGGUUCACUAUAAGUUCAAGCUGCUCCCAGAGACGUUGUUCCUGUCUGUGAACCUCAUCGACCGCUUCCUGUCUCUGCGUUCAGUCUCGUUAGUGAAGCUGCAAUUGGUCGGUGUCACGGCGCUGUUCAUCGCGGCUAAGUAUGAGGAGGUGAUGGCACCCUCGGUAGCGAACUUUAUCUACAUGUCCGACGGUGGAUUCAAGGACAAAGAGAUUCUGCAGGCCGAGCGGUACAUGUUGCAGACAUUGGGCUUCCAGCUGUCGUACCCUAGCCCCAUGAACUUUUUGCGUCGCAUCAGCAAGGCCGAUAACUACGAUAUUCACUCGCGUACCGUCGCAAAGUACUUGAUGGAGAUCCCUCUUCUAGACUGCAACUUUUUAGAGUGUCCGCCUUCGAUGAUCUCUGGAGCUGCGCUCUGUCUCGCGAGGAGGAUGAUGGGGCAUUAUGAUUGGCAUGACAACUUAGUGCAUUAUUCCGGCUACACAGAGGAGGAGCUGAUGCCAUGCAUGGAACGUAUGGUGCAUUAUCUACAGCGACCACUCAAGUCCCAGACCUUUAUCUUCAGGAAGUACUCGACGAAACGAUUUUUGAAGGCAUCGAUUUUUGUCAGGGAAUGGGUUUACAAUAUGACUCGGGAAAUGGAAAUGCAACAACUGCAAGCCGAAGCUGGGGGAUUUUGA
This is a messenger RNA of Gamsiella multidivaricata, 1044 nucleotides long. RefSeq names its product cyclin-like protein. Gene Ontology annotation, molecular function: cyclin-dependent protein serine/threonine kinase regulator activity. The record is from RefSeq and is a predicted model, not a curated record. Gene Ontology annotation, cellular component: centrosome; cyclin-dependent protein kinase holoenzyme complex; cytoplasm. Gene Ontology annotation, biological process: regulation of cyclin-dependent protein serine/threonine kinase activity; G2/M transition of mitotic cell cycle. The transcript is spliced from 2 exons. NCBI's taxonomy places the organism in Eukaryota, Fungi, Mortierellomycota, Mortierellomycetes, Mortierellales, Mortierellaceae. The coding region runs from base 1 to 1044 and encodes 347 amino acids.